GGCGUGACCACCCGGCAGUUUCAAAACCGGAUGCGCGGUUUCAGUUGUUAUGGAGCUAACGUUACUUUAACCUGCCAAACAAACACAAAUAGUCGAUUUAUAACAAACAAUCUAUCCUAGAAAAUAGAACUGUUGUCUGAUAGUCAUGGAGGAAAAAGAAAUCGUUACGAAGGUCUCCCGAAAAGAGUUGCGUAAGCAAAAGUUGAUGGAAUACUUGUCAGCAAAAGGAAAGUGGAAACCGCCCAACCCAAAGCCAUACCUACGCGCCGACUGUCUGGUUAAGAAGCCCGUGCCGUCUGCACUGGAGGUGGUUUCGGACAAAGAGAACAAGGUUCCAGCUGACAGAUUCACACAUGAGAGCACAAAAAUUCAAACUCAAAAAAGAUUUAGUGACUCACGUAAAGUGAGCGUAUCGGCCAACAAUCUGACUGGACGGCACGGUGCCAAACAACCGUCUACAACCGGUGGCUCUGCCCAACGUUGUCAAAAUCAUCUGCCGACAAGAACGGCGACAGCUUUGUCCUCUGGAUCCAACCCGACUGCAGCGAGUCAUCUCCAGAAGCGCCCAAACACGGGGGCAAAGAACGGGCACCCAAUACCGUCUUCCGGCAGAGCCUCUUCAAAUGCAUCUGGUGCAGCUGCAACCAAAUCAAACAGCCGACUCAACAGUAGCUCGAAGGCUUCGUGGCCUCGUCCAAUGACGGCGGUCAGUGUCAGGAUGAGUCUCGGCCCCAUGGUCAAAACAAAAACGGGACUAGUUCCUGCGGCGAUUCAGCCCAGUGACGUUCAAAGGCACAGAAACUUUACGCACACCUCGGCCACAGCGGCCGAUACAACCACCAAAAAGAUGCAAUCCAGCACGCGGGCGUCCGUCUCUGUGUCCCAGAAGUUCACCGUGACUCAGAGCAAACCGCUACGAACCACUUCCCUUAACAAUAACCAGGGGGCAAAAGUUAAAGUUCAAAAUCAGGGCAAAUGCAACUCUAAACCACUGCUGAGUAGAGCGUCUCGGCCCCCGUCUAAGAUUCCACCAUCAAGUGGUCCGAGGUCCACGGCGGCCCCGUUGAAGCCACAAGGCGGCGGGGCGGCGGCAGCCGGUCGGCCCGCAGGAAGGUCCACAACGCACACAUCUGCCAUUACGGGGCAGAAAGAGAGGCAACCAAGCCAGGUCGCCCCCCAAACAUCGUCCCGGCCAGCGAGCGGGUGCGGUUCCAGAGCGGCCGGCGGGGCUGAAAAAAACAGGACGUGUGGCGGGACAGACGCCGAAAGGGGCCGCGGUUCAGCGAUGGGCCCUCCGGCACAAACCGGUUCAAGACGAACGGGUGCUUUGGGGGUGUCCCAGACGGUGCCGCGGCCCAACAGGCCCAUCAGCCACACCGGCCACGCCACGAAUACGAAGACGCCGAAGGUCCCAGUGAGGGUCGUGCCCCAGACGGAGGGGAGGAAAGUGACUGCUGCCCAGGAGGACCGAGUGAGAAAGCUCCAUGAGUGGCGGGAGGCCAGAGGCAUUUCCUACAAGCGGCCCCCGAUGCCGGUCAAACCUCAGGUCAGGCGCACCGUGGCCGUGGCCGAGCCUUUCUGGGGCUCCAUGAGUGAGGAAGACGAGGCCCGCUCCCUCAUCGGGGCCGUGGACAGGUCCCUGGCCGACUGCAUCAAGCUGCUGGAAGAGGGUUUCCCUACAGACCAGGUGAGGGAGGUUCUCUCUCGGCUGCCGCCGGUGUCCAGGAAGUUCGCCAAGUACUGGAUCUGUCGGGCCCGGCUGAUGGAGCGAGACGGCCACCUGGACGUCCUGCCGGUGUUUGAAGAGGCCGUCGGCGUUGUGUUAGAGCCGCUGGACGAGCUGCGGACCGUCGUGUUCCAGAUCCUGAAGAAAAGGGACGAGAUCAAAGCAUCGGCGGAAGGUGAGGAAGAGGAAGACGCAACUCCGGCGUGUGAAAGCGGUCCGGAGAGGAUCAGGAACCCAACGACGCCCCCCCGACCCGCCCGAGCUCUGAUCUGUGGGGAGAGGGGAGACUCGUCUGUCGUCAAGUACAAGAUCACGUCGACUCCCGGCGGCGCUCUGAGCCACCAGGCGGAGCCGGCGCGGGUCAACGGCCAGGAGGUCCGCUUCCUCACGCCGGUGCGGCGCUCGGUGCGCAUCGAGAGGUCCUCGCUGCGAUACCCGGCGGCCCUCCAGGACCACGACGUCUGCGUGGCCUCCUACAGCGACCUGAUCUCCGAGGAGGAGGGCGAGGAGGAGGAGGAGGAGGGGGGCGGGGCGGGGCGGGCGUGCCAGGCGCCGAUGUACGUGUACCGGCAGAACGAGGCGCUGGAGGACCGCGUGUUCGUCCGGCUGGUCUACGACGACGCCGAGUAGUUCCAUCCCGGGGAAGAGAGUAAAGAAAUGGAUUCCUCUCACUCGCGUAUAAAGACGCUUGUUGUUUUCUCUCUCUUUUAGUCAUAUCGUGUUUUGUACAUAGUAUAAUGUUUUUUUUUUUUUUCAAACUCUAUAAACCUUGUGCUUGUUUAUCUUCAGCAUGAGGGAUCUCGUACGCAACAGCUGCUCUCACGCAGACGGCGUAGCCACAAAGUUUUGUAUUUAUUGAAGCGUUUUAGAACGUUUAAGUGUCCGUUUCCGAUGCCGUAUCUUUGCGAGGCUGGAUCGAUGUAUGAAGAGCUGAUCGCGUGACUCAUCAACGCCCCCUUCCCUACGUCUCAACACGUCCACGGGGGAGAAAAGGGGCCCGUGAGUUGCUGCACGUAUCGACCAUUGGCGGUCGAUCCUCCAGACGUCUAUUUGUCACCAGUAGCUGUUUCAGUGCCUUCAUUGGGUGUGGCGGAAGAUUUUCGCACAGAAAAUCAGUAUCGGUAGAAGAAGACUCCUGUAUUUCUCCGUUGAUUUCCUUGCAAGGGGAAGAACCUUCCUCCUCGCACAACAGGACCAGGCAGUUCUUCUCCAAACCAAAACUGGCGUCUUUAUCGGUGUGAGACACUCCAGCUCAGUCGUGCGUCACGGCCUCGCCAUCCCAGCACCUGCUGGUUGAACCGGCUGCAUUCAAUGAAACCGUCUCAAGGGAGACGGGAUACAUUUUUCCAUUACACUCCACUCUCUUGUUUACAUAAUAAUCACACAAUAUGCCUUAUAAUGUAAUGUGCACAUUUACCAUCUGUUAUCCACCACAGUCUAAUCGUGACUAUGAACAUGCAGAGAUCCUUUGCUCCCAAAGACUUUUACCUGUCGCAGAACAAAAACUCGAAAAUAAGGAAGAAAUCUGUUAAAGAAAAAGACUGAAAACCUCCCAGGAAUGAGCGUUACACCACGGACGUUACGUGUCCAUCAUAACAAUUACUUAUAGGAACUGCGAGGUGUUUAAAUCACGAUACAGAAAUGAAUGAUCUAAAAAUAGAUAAAGUCCGUUAAACAUUAACGCACAACCAUUUGUAUUAUCAGAUAACGCGCAACACAAUGUGCCUGCAUGUGAGAGCACGAAGGUGGAACGUUAUUGCAGUUUUUCCUAUUCAUACUAAGUAUAACUAGUAAUUAAAAGGAAAAUGUUCGACCAAACUCAUUGAAUAAUUGCAUGAAAGCUAGAAUGUCACAUGGAUUACUUUGAUGUGUCUAAAACCUUGUUUAUUCCUAAUUUACCACGGAUUAAUUAAUCCGUGGUAAAUUAGGAAUUAGAGGGAAUUUCACGUCUUCUGUGAGGCACAGAUGAAGGCGUUGGUGCGUUGGACCAGCUCAGCCCUUUUUUAACCUUGUUUCCCUUCUUAAUGUGUCAAUCAACUCUUAAUAAACGGACCUCCCCCCCGCGGCCGGAGGGCAGCGUUUCCCAAAGCGCUCUGUGCAUUUAAUGCAAAUAUGCAGAUUGCAUUGUAUUGUGCCGGUUUGUGAGUGUGUGUGUUUGUGUGUGUGCAGUGGGACUUUAUUUUGAAUGCUGUUUGGGAGUUCCAUCCGUCUGCAAACCGCUUAUCCUGCACACAUGGAGUCUCUCAGCCAACGCCGGCCGACAGACCACAAUAUACAGCGGGUCAUUAUGGACAGUCCCUGUUUGGCGAUUCGUUUGUGAUGAUUUGAUUACUUUCUCUGUGUUGUCAAUAAUCUUGAAUCCAUGUAUUGCCCAAACGAGGACCGGUUCUAAUUCCACUACAUUAGGAAAAGCCGCACACACAAAAAACACACUUCAUUUUGGCUCUGGGAGACGCGCUUUGGCGCACAGCAAUUUUCAGAAUUAAAUUGAAUAAAUUUAACUGUCAGAUUCAA
Molecule: messenger RNA, 4240 nt
Organism: Gasterosteus aculeatus aculeatus (three-spined stickleback)
Lineage: Eukaryota; Metazoa; Chordata; Actinopteri; Perciformes; Gasterosteidae
Gene: ckap2l
Product: cytoskeleton associated protein 2-like
Cellular component (GO): mitotic spindle; cytosol; centrosome
Source: RefSeq, a predicted model, not a curated record